GAUAUUGUCCUCCAAGAACACUACUCGCCGCAAGGCGAGGCGCGACAGGGCGAAGGCCCGCAGGCAUUGGUUCCUGCAUCGAAAGGGUUUCAUCGCACUGGACAGAAUUGCGCUGGCGAGGCUUAUGCAACCUAUCCUUCUUCUUCUCAGAUGCCAACGAAGGCCAAAGGCAACUCGAAGGGGAAGAAAGGGAAGCAAGGGAAAAGCCAGAGCAAGCAGAACGACCAAAUGUCGCCCUUCCAGGCAGAGCCGAAGAGCUUCGCCCCAUGGACAACUUUGGACACAUCUGCUUUCACUCCAUCAACUACUCUCUCGCCCAACCCGUUUGCGGCGGCCAGCUCUUCUUUGGUUGCACAAGAUCAAGAGUGGGUCGAGGCACUAAAGAGAGCAUAUCCAGAUCCGGCGUUGAUGCCGGAAGAGACCAAGCUUCUGGUGGAAAAAGCCGAGAAAACCCAUGGAAGGAAAGGAAUAAAAAAUUUACAUCAAGCAACCACCUACCUUGGGAAGGUAAAGGACCAUCUAAGCGAGGUCUCCGACCACAGAAGGGCCCACCGAGCCCUAUGGAUGAAGCACAUGGCAGCAGGCAUUCAGAUUUGGGAGCAACAAUUAGACGAAUUUCGAAAACAUCAAGCAUUUCUCACAGAACAAGCGAGCAAAGCUCGCCAGGAAAUCACUGCAACCAGCAGGAUCAUACAGCAGCUCAGUCAUACAGCCGGAGGCACUUCGGCACCUCCCCCAUUGACUGUUGUUACAGCAGAGGUGGAGGAGCAUACGGAGGAUGCAGCCGACAAGGAGGAAGAGACUUUGAGGACAAACCUUCAAGCUGUUCUGAGAAAUUGCGCUGGAUCUCUGGGACUCGAUAUCGAACCACCCAAGGCAGUCGAAGUGGUGGAAGAAGUAGAGGCACCGCUGUCACGUUUGGCCGUGUUGAGCCGGGGGGUGAUAUCUCAGAAGGAUGGAGGCCAGACCGUCCCACCUUUGGACCAAUUGCAUGAAGGCUCCGACAGCUCUUCUAGUAGUCGGGAAGGAGCUGAUGAUGCAAUUGCAGCACGAGAAGAAGCAGCCCGCAUGGACCAGCCAGUUGAUUUCGCUCCGGAUCCACGCACUGAUGCAGCAGUUGGCAUUUUGGGUCAGUUGAUCGUCACGCAAAGACCGGCCGACAAUCAACGGUCGGCAGUCCUCUCAGUAUACGACUCUGACCCUGAUGCGGAACGUAUUCCGGUGAUCCAUCCGGAAGCAAAUCCGAGGCAUGCUUGUCAUAUCAUUCUGGAGCAGGGUCAUCAACCUUCACGUGCAGCCAUUGUCCUUAGUGCCCUUUUUGAGGGACCUACGCACGAUGCCAUCACUCAGGGAGCAUACUCGGUGGGACAGAGACAGUGUCCAGAUCAGGGUUGCAGCACCGGAAGCUGCCCAAGGAUGGAAUACGGAGUGACAUCCCAUGUCAUCAUUGUGCAAGCCCCAAAAAUUGAGUGGUCUACAUCGCUUGUCUCAGUGUCUGAUUACCGCUUGGGACCAAAUCCUAUGCGCAUUGCCAUUACUACCCUUGAACAUGUGACCUUUGAACAAAUUGUGCAUGGUGUCCAUUAUGACGAUCUUUGCAGACAUCGGCAGGAACCGGUGCAUUGUGAUGUCUGGUACCAACAGAUGCAUUUACUGCCAGGUCAACGAAUGCCCUGCUGGACGGGCUACAGUUUUGUGCUCCAUGUCAGCAGGCACAGACAGCCGCCAAUAGGCCAACCAGAAGGGGACCAUCAGGCAAUGUUUCAGACAUUUGGGCGGGCAUCUCCAGCCAGCCCACCGCGAUGUUCUGACGCUACCCAUGCGCAGCAGAUCAGAGUGGAUUUCGAACCAGCGCAAAAGGCACUGCAAUGGCUUGAUACCCAUUUCACUCUGCCCACUUAUGACAUCGAAGCUCAACUGGAUCCGGUGGCUUGUUGGUUGCCUCAAUGCCUUGACUGGAUCAGACAGGAAUGGUAUGAUUGGGACGGACCAGUUGAGUGUAUCCGUGUCUAUUACGAUGGUUCAUUUGAACCUAAGACUGAAACCUCUGGGUCAGCCACCGCAGCCUUCGUUCUACAAGAUGGAACCUGGAAGUUUGCUGGGGCGUUAUCAGUACAGCAGCAUAAGCCAAAGUUUGAAUCCUACACAGCUGAACUCACUGCUUCUCUCAUUGCGUGUAAGCAGGUCUUUGACCUUGUGAAAAUCAAUGCAGAGAUUUUUUCAACCUCACCUGCGGUAGAGUUUUUGUAUGAUUCACUCUCGGUGGGUAAGCAGUCAGAAGGUCAGUGGCAGGCCAGGCAGGACCCAAUCACAUGCCAUGCCAUUAGGCUUGUCCGAGAAUGGGUUUCUGGAGUGCACGUGCCAGCUGAUUUGCUUGCUGUUUUCCAAGCCUUGGAACAGGAAGGGUUGGAUGUGGCUGAAAUGUGUGAACGCAUUCACAUGCCUUCGUUGCUUGAAACCCUGCGCGCACCUCCCUUCCUGAUUCAACUCAUGAAGGACAUACAUGCUAGCACUUGGAUGACCAUUGGUAGCAGACGAUUUGCCAACACCAAACGAGGCACAAGACCAGGAAGCCCGCUUGCGGACUGCGUCUUUCACAUCCUGAUGGCCGACAUCUUACACCAGCUCCAUGAAUGGAUUCAUAGACAAGAAGAUUUUCAACGUAUUCUUGCUGAAUAUGACAUUCCAGGUGGCUUCGUGGCAUGGGCGGACGAUCUUGCAAUCCCUUGGGCAACCACCAGAGCGGCGGAUAUGCCCAAGGAACUACGUAGAAUCUUACAAUUUGUGCUGCAACUGUUCGAGAAGUACGGAUUCCUACUUAACCUGGAGAAGGGCAAGACUAGUGCAGUUGUUCUUAGGCUGAAGCCAGAUGAAGUAGCAUCCAUUCCUGCUGCAGAAAUCCUCAAGCGAGCACGCCAACCAGCUAUGGGGCCAUUACCCCUAUUCAAAGAUAGCAGAGAGAGAGAUCUCAGGAGCGCCCUAGCUAAACUGGCGCAGUGUGAGAAUCAGUUGCAUAUUGAGCAGGUACCAGAUGAUUCGGAGCAACACCAAAAUCUAUUCUGGCAAAGACUCACGGCACAAACACAAUUGUGGUUUCAACGAUUCCAAGAUGGUGGCUUUGAUGCUGACACCAUCAAGGAGCUACCUGAUGCAUGGUUGGACCAGAGUGCAGACCAAGACCCCCGCUAUGGCAACUGGCUUGAAUCAGUCUAUAUAAGUUGGGGGGAAAAAGUCAUGCCAGAUGUCCUUGCCGAACUCAUAGAUGGAGAAGCUGAGAUGCUGAUUGAGCAGGCUUUUACAGACAUGAUCUAUGACUUCCCACGAAUGCAGCUGUUGACUGAAAUCACGUUCUUGCGGCAGAAAAUCCGUAGAUUGGAGACGGAACAACAUGUGUUGUUCCCACACCGGACAGUCAAGCGGGGAUCAGCGAAUGCGAAGGAACGCGCAGCCCGGAUAUCCAUGCGUGCCUUGAAACCUUUGCUAACCAGAUGGGAUUUAAGGUCCAAAUUUUAUCCCUUGACGCUGCAGUUUCUGUCCACUUUGGUGGCUCAAGGUUCUGAAUUCUUCUUUCAGGGUAUUUUUGCUGCGGCAUGGUCAUUACGUUUUGGCAGUUUGUAUUUGAGUGAACAUCCAUGGAUGCCAGAAGAUGAGCAGAAAGUCA
This is a messenger RNA of Cladocopium goreaui, 3661 nucleotides long. The record is from the annotation of a GenBank genome assembly. NCBI's taxonomy places the organism in Eukaryota, Dinophyceae, Suessiales, Symbiodiniaceae.